CGCGCCAUUCACCGAGUAGGAUGCGCGCGCGUCGUGACCUCGUUGCGCUUUCGGAUUUCAAAGUUUCAAGUGACACAGUGCUGUGAUAGUGUCGCGAAGUGUCCCCAACACUAGUCACAACACAAAUCGACGAGUGUGUGAAUGAAGUGAUGUGAUGUAAAGUGACAUGUGAAAAUCGUGCAAUACUGGUGAACUGUGUUUGCAUUUUCAUGAUGUCCAGAUAUAUGAAGUCGACUUAUGAAUACACUAAACUACGGAGAAACUUCGGCAGACAACCAUUAUUACAGGACGUGUCCGCACAAAUGUUGGAUUCAAUAAAUCCGGACAAGAACGAACAAAAGUUGUACACGUUGCGGAAUCCAGUACAUCGUCAUAUUCAAGCCACUUUACCUCAAUCAGAAAACGAUUCGAAUACAAAACAAGUGGUGACUCGUGAGCUCGGCAUAAAUCACGAAGAAGGUGGUUGGCCGCGUGAAGUUCAUGUCUUUAACGAGGAGCAUGUAGCUCGACAUCGACGCCGAGUAAUGCACGAAGACAACUACGUUCACGCAGUACUGAAUUUGACGCCUGUUAUUACACACUAUAUUGAUCAAAAUAACGCAAUCGAUAUGUACCAAACAUAUUUUUCCGGUAUGAAUGCCCAAGAGCCCAUUGAAAAAUACAAAGUUCGUAUUGUUAACGUAUUCAGGGACCCGUUUCAGCGACCUAUUUCAUGUAUUGCUUGGACCAAUGAGAAAAAAUCAAUGAUAGCAGUUUCAUACUGUAAACGAAAUUACGAUUACAGCGAAAGAGGCUCUCUAUCAUUGGAAAAUAAUGCAUGUUACUUAUGGGAUGUUUCUGUGCAAAAUGCUCCAGCUCAUAAAUUUUGCCCUAAUAGUGCUUGUUGGCAACUAGCGUGCUCACCUAAAGAUCCUGAAAUUAUUUUAGGAGGACUACAAAAUGGGACAGUUUGCGUUUUUGACAUACGAGCAAGCAAAAAAGCCAUCGAUUAUAGUUCAAUAUACAAAUCUCAUCGCGAACCUGUGACAGCCCUGCUAUAUAUUCACUCGAGAACGCAAACAGAUUUUUUCAGUGGAUCACCAGAUGGACAGUGCUUAUGGUGGGAUCUUCGAAAUCUUACCGAGCCCCUGUGUCAAUUACCGAUGUCUAUUAGGAUACCAGCAGGACAGCAACCAGAUCUGACUAAUGCUGAAGGAGUCAGUGCUUUAGAAUUCGAUCAUGGUUUACCUACCAAAUUUCUUUGUGGCACUGUUUCAGGGUUAGUUAUCAACGUCAAUCGUAUGGGAAGAGAGCAUUCGGAAAUGUUGACCUCAUACUGGAAUGCACACUUGGGUCCUGUUCGUGCUGUACAGCGAAGUCCCUGUACAAUGAGAAUGUUUUUAACUUGCGGAGAUUACACUGUACGCAUAUGGAGUGAAGAAAUGCGUACACAACCAAUAAUAGUAACAACACCCUAUAAACAUCAAGUAACUGAUGCAUCAUGGGCUCCGAUCAGAUACUCUUGCUAUAUGUCAGUAUGUGCAGGUGGGUAUUUUUAUUACUGGGAUUUAUUAAGGAAAUCACAAGAACCGGUAGCGAUUCUUCAGGUGUCUAAGAAGGAAAUAACAAAGCUAGCCCCUCAUGCGAAAGGCCGAUUUGUGGCUAUAGGGGAUGUCAGUGGUUCUGUAGUAUUAAUUCAACUGUCAGAAAACAUGGUAAUACCUGGGAGUCGUGACAAGCAACUCGUCUACCAGCUUUACGAGCGAGAGAGUAGACGGGAGCACAUCGUAGACAGUCGUCAAAGGGAGAUACACUUGAAACAGAAAACUGAAGAAGAAGCAGCAGCAAAAGAAGUAUUCGAAGAGAUCCCUGAUGAGGACGAGCCUCUCCAGCAAACUGAAGAUGAAUACUUUCAAAUAGUCACACGAGAAAUGCAAAAAAUGGAAAUUAUUCCAUCAGAUAGCAUUGUUCCUUGAACAUACUUUUAGAGAAUUCUAAUGUUGUUUGGUAUAGUAACAAAGGACCAUGAUAUUUCCAUCGACGCUAUGACCUAGGACAAAGUGAAAGGCAAAACAUUAUGAUAUACAUAUCUCAGAUUACUGCAUAUAAAGACUAUUCAGCACUCUGUAGGAUCUAGAUUACUUUUUAAACAGAGUGGAUAUGUUAACGAGCAUUUUAUUGGAAACAUCAUAGAUUAUGUCAAUUUUUAUUUUUAGCUCUUUGUAUUAAUAAUCCCUAACAAAUAUAACGAUGGUUUUCUUAUCCUUUGUAGACAAAAUUCAAUAAGAAAUAAACUUAUGACAAACUUGAAAACCAACCCCCUCAUAUAAAGUGUGGUAAUGUGGUACCUUGAUGACGGAAUUAUCGCUGGCGAUAGUUCUGGCUGGUAUGUCAUUAUCGAUAAAUUCAAAGUAUUAUAGUCUUGAAUAAAAUGCGAGCUAAAUAUUCCAGGAUUCAAAUUUUCAUCUGAACAGUUACAACAUAAUAACCCUCUAAAGUUGCUGUGCCCUUGCAGGGCGUCACUUGGUUCCAGUAUUUUUAUGUACCACCUUAUUUCUGUGAAUGUGAUAUGCAAUGAAUAAAUAAAUAAAUGAACAUAUUG
This is a messenger RNA of Chilo suppressalis (striped riceborer), 2581 nucleotides long. The record is from the annotation of a GenBank genome assembly. Lineage: Eukaryota; Metazoa; Arthropoda; Insecta; Lepidoptera; Crambidae.